Messenger RNA from Chinchilla lanigera (long-tailed chinchilla), 3035 nucleotides. RefSeq names its product progestin and adipoQ receptor family member VIII (gene Paqr8). Gene Ontology annotation, molecular function: steroid binding; nuclear steroid receptor activity. Gene Ontology annotation, biological process: response to steroid hormone. NCBI's taxonomy places the organism in Eukaryota, Metazoa, Chordata, Mammalia, Rodentia, Chinchillidae. The record is from RefSeq and is a predicted model, not a curated record. Gene Ontology annotation, cellular component: plasma membrane.
GUCGAUGAAUCUCUUACGGUUCUGCCAGACAGCGAAGAGCAGCAUGCAGGUCUCAGCAGCCAAGUGAAGAGGAUGGUCUCCAAGAGUUCUCUCGUGUGGAGGACAGAUGGUUUCUGCUGUAUCCGGGCCAUACCUGGAAUGAAGAGCCCCCUCCCACCGACCUUUUCUCCCAGGAUGCAGAAGCCUGGAGGGCGGCCUGCCGCAGCUGCCGCGCACCGUGCCCGAGAGCGACGUGCCGCAGCUCUUCCGCGAGCCCUACAUCCGCGCCGGCUACCGGCCCACGGGCCACCGCUGGCGCUACUACUUCCUCAGCCUCUUCCAGAAGCACAACGAGGUGGUGAACGUGUGGACGCACCUGCUGGCGGCGCUCGCCGUGCUGCUGCGCGUGCGCGCCUUCGCCGAGGCGGAGGGCGUGGCCUGGGCGGCGCCGCACGCGCUGCCGCUGCUGCUCUUCGUGCUGUCGUCCGUGGCCUACCUCACGUGCAGCCUGCUGGCGCACCUGCUGCAGUCGCGCUCCGAGCUGGCGCACUACACCUGCUACUUCGCGGACUACGUGGGCGUCGGCGUGUACCAGUACGGCAGCGCGCUGGCGCACUUCUUCUACAGCGCCGACCAGGCCUGGUACGAGCGCUUCUGGCUCUUCUUCCUGCCCGCCGCCGCCUUCUGCGGCUGGCUGUCCUGCGCCGGCUGCUGCUACGCCAAGUACCGCUACCGCAGGCCCUACCCGGUGAUGCGCAAGCUCUGCCAGGUGGUGCCGGCCGGGCUGGCCUUCGUGCUGGACAUCAGCCCCGUGGCGCACAGGGUGGCGCUGUGCCACCUGGCUGGCUGCCAGGAGCAGGCGGCCUGGUACCACACCCUGCAGAUCCUCUUCUUCCUGGUCAGCGCCUACUUCUUCUCCUGCCCGGUGCCCGAGAAGUACUUCCCCGGCUCCUGCGACAUAGUGGGGCACGGGCAUCAGAUCUUCCACGCCUUCCUGUCCAUCUGCACGCUGUCGCAGCUGGAGGCCAUCCUCCUGGACUACCAGGGGCGGCGCGAGCUCUUCCUGCAGCGCCACGGCCCCCUGUCCGUCUACGCGGCUUGCCUCUCCUUCUUCUUCUUGGCCGCCUGCAGUGCUGCCACCGCUGCGCUCCUGCGGCACAAAGUGAAGGCCAGACUGAUGAAGAGGGACUCCUGAGGCUUGCGGGUCGGGGGAGGUGUAGGGGUGGUCCCUGAUGCCUCGGGGGAUGCUUGAUGCAACAACAGAGGUUGACUUCGCAUUUUUAAGUGUUGAUUUUUAAAUUAAUACGUAUUUCCAAGGCUACACUAUGGCUGCAGCAUUUCACAAGCCAAAGGAUUCCAAAGUUUUGUUGUUAAGAAGAGGGAAACUCAUUUUUCUUCUGGGGCAUGGCCUCACAAGGGAAGGGAUUUUGGAUAAGAUUGAUGAGACGCAGAACUAGAAGGAACCGUUUUCGUGUCUGAGAGGUUAGCAGAAUUCUCACUAAGGAUUCCGGAGGCAAAUCGUAGAACUGAAUGGAUAAUAGAAUUGAGCUGGGAGGGAAGUAGGUGGCUGGUCCUCAUCCUACUGGAAUAGCCAUCCUACUGGUUGGUCUUGGGCAAUUGGACAUAUUGACUGAGGACCCUGGCUUAUUUGGAUUUCAGAUUGCCUAGAGUGGAAAAGUCACAAUAUUCAAGAUGAUUUAAUAACACCCUUCCCCGUAAUGAAGGUCCCUGCUGUAACACCCCCUUCUCAGGACAACUGUCUGCCUGGCUGUUUAGUCUGAAAUAGUGUUUACACCCAUCCCUGUUUUGCAUGAUAAUAUCAAGGACUAUGAAGCAGUCUUACUUACUCCAGGAAACGUUUGGAGCCAUGUAAGCAUUCAGGAAGCUUAUUCUGACAUAAUACCAAUGUAAACGGUACUAGAAAGUACAGUGCCAAGAGCCACCAGGAGGGCCAGCCACCAAGCAUAGAAUCCUUGCUUGGUUUGUGUCAUGGGACUUUUCUGCUUUAUACUGUAGACUGCAGGAUUGCUUGAGAGCUAUUAAAUAGGGCUGCCUUACAGACCAGUAAUCUAGAGGUUGCUCUGGGGAUCUGCAGGUUUGACCAGCAUGUUUAAAAUGCCUUCGAUAGGGUGAACUGGUUCUAAGGAUCCUCGGGGGGAUCUGAUUCUUUCAAGAGGAAUUUAAGAUCCAGUCUUCUAUGUAUAUGCUGCCCCAUGAAGGAUCGACAUAACUACUCUCAUACAGGGUCCUCAGGCAGGCAGUUCUGCCUCAGUUUAGAGCAGAACCCUUAAAAUAGUAAAAUAGUCGAGUCCUGGGACAAGCAAACGUGUAUGCUCACUGUGGCUGGUCCCUGAAGCCUCCUUUGAGUAAGAAUGAAUGGAUUAGGCACCCUGUAGCCAAAACGCUGUUUGGAACAUUGCUGCCCAGCAGCUUCUGUGGGACAAGCGGUACUUGCAGUUAAUGUGUUCUGGCCACACAGCCCAGGACUGACUUCUGCACUCAUCCAGUGAAGGUGGCUGCAGCAGAGAAGGGCUGCGGAGCCCUCUCUUCACAGCCUCCGUGUCCCAGCAGGAGAACACCCCUGUUUACUCAGCAACGAAAGUGGCUUGUUUUAACUUCAGUUUGAUGAGCCUCUAUUAUUAGAUUACUCUUUUGUCUUCAAGCCCUUGUGUUUUUUUCUUUCAGAGAUUUGUAAGUUUUGUGCCUUAUAAAUGGAAAUGUAUGACCACUUUAAUGUAUGCGUAUGUAGAAUUUUCUGUUUUGAAUUAUUGAGAUAAAAUUGUCUAACCAGUGACUAAAAGAAACCUCAGAAAGUUAUAAUUACUUAGCCACCAAGACUUGCAGUCUGUAUUUUGGCAAAAGAAAAAUCACCUGAAGAUUUCAUAUGCUCUUUAAAUCAAGAAAGCAUGUGUCCUAUUGGUUACAUUGUUUUGUUACAUGAAUUUCUUCUUCAUCCUCAAGUAUCUGAACUUUUUAUGCUACCUAAGUGUCUUACACGAGCUUCUGGUUGUCUAGGCCAAAUUCACAGCAAAUAAAGUUAACAAAACUGAAAUGGG